This is a messenger RNA of Arabidopsis arenosa, 5736 nucleotides long. The record is from the annotation of a GenBank genome assembly. Lineage: Eukaryota; Viridiplantae; Streptophyta; Magnoliopsida; Brassicales; Brassicaceae.
GUCAGGUUCGUCUCCGAGUUUCUAUGUCUUCCUUACGUCUCUCUCUCUGAAUUAUUUAGCUUCUUUCGCUUUCCUUCCCCACGUUAUUUUUUUUAGUGUUUCAUUCUCGUUUCUUGAUUCCUCCAUCUAUUCGCUGAAAACAACCUGGAAAAAUAUUAAAGAGAUGAUCAGUGAUCGGUCGGAGUUCAGAGUUCAGAUUCGGAGAUUAUUCGUCAUUAAGAUCAGAAUGUCCUACAGAUGGAUUUGCAAUCAUCCCUUUCUUCUUGGGUUCAUUGGGUUUUUGUAUUUUCUGCAUAGAUAUUGUCCUCUUUUAUUUGCUCCUUUGGUGACUGCAUCUCCUGUUUUGGUGUGUACUUUCGUUUUGCUUGGCACGAUUUUGAGUUUUGGAGAGCCAAACAUUCCUGAAAUCGAAAAGGAACCGGAGAUUGUCCACGAGGCUGCUCCUUUUAGAACUGAGGUUUCAAGGGAUGCUAAUGUUACUGUUGUUGAGAGAGGAGAUCAGAGUUUUACGGUGGAGAGUUUCGUGGGGGUGGAGAAAGAUGUGCUUGAGGAUGGGAAUGAUGAUGUUGAUAGAUUAGUGGAAAACCUACUCAGUGAAGUUGAGGACAAUGGUCGGCCUUUUGAUUAUAGGCCUUUAGUUGAUGAGACUCUUGAUGAGAUUAAACGGGAUCCUCAGGUAAGGUUUGAGGAGAAAGCAUUUAUUUUGGAUGUGGACAAGAUGGGAGAAAGAGUAGAGGAGAAACUGAUUGAAAAUGAUGGGGCACAAGCUUUUGGUGGAGAGCAAUCGAGGAAAAACGGAACUCUAUAUGAAAGGAUUGACGAUUCCAAAGAUGAUCAGAUGGAUGUAUCUCCAGUUUCACCUUGGAGACCAAUGAGGCAUGAAGAGGAUGAGGAUGAUGAUGCGGACCGUGAUGACUCGCUGGAUUCUGGGUCUGAUGGUGCAGAAAGUUCUUCGCCUGAUGCUUCUAUGACAGACAUCAUCCCGAUGCUUGACGAGCUUCACCCGCUUUUACACUCAGAAGCUCCUAGUCGUGGUAUUGCAGAUGGUGAAGGAUCAGAUGCAGCUUCAGAGGGGCCACAUAGGAGUAGUAGUGAUGAAGGUAGGAGUAGUAGUGAUGAAGGAAUGGAGUCUGAUGUUGACAGUGAAAGUCAUGGAGAAGAAGGCGACAACGAGAAUGAAGAUGAGGAAGAAGAUGAAGAAGAGGAAGAGGAAGAGGAACAGGAACAUGAAAAGAAAGAAGAUAAGGACGACGAAAGUAAAUCAGCAAUCAAAUGGACAGAGGCUGACCAAAGAAAUGUUAUGGAUCUAGGAAGUCUUGAACUUGAAAGAAACCAACGGUUGGAGAAUCUUAUUGCCAGGAGAAGGGCUCGCCACAAUAUGAGACUGAUGGCAGAGAGAAAUCUUAUUGAUUUUGACAGUGCUGAUAUUCCCUUUAAUAUGCCGCCAAUCUCAACUGCAAGGCAGAAUCCAUUUGAUGCUCCAUAUGAUUCCUAUGAUGAUAUGGGAUUACCACCUAUCCCUGGCUCUGCCCCGUCCAUUAUGUUUGCGAGGAGAAACCCAUUUGAUCUUCCAUAUGAGCCAAAUGAAGAAAAGCCAGACCUCAAGGCUGACGGUUUCCAAGAAGAGUUCUCUUCUCAACAACCAAAGGAUCAAGUGUUCAGAAGACAUGAAAGUUUCAGUGUAGGCCCAUCAAUGCUUGGAGGUCCUAGGCAUGAUAGGCUACGACCUUUCUUUGUGCUAGAAAGAUUAGCAAAUGAGGGAACGAGCUAUUAUCCAUUUGAAAGGCAGCUCAGUGAAGUCAGUGAAUCAAAAGUCAGUUCUGUUCCUGAUACUGAAUCUGUGUGCACAGUCCUAGAGGAUGACGAAAAGAAGGUGGAUGAACAUGAUGCUGAUCGAGAAACCGAAAUUGCUAAAGUUGAUAUGGCUUCUGACCAUGAUGAAGAAAAAAGCCAUUCGGCUUCUGACCAUGAUGAAGAAAAAAGCCAUUCAGCUUCUGACCAUGAUGAAGAAAAAAGCCAUUCGUCUGAGGAUUCCGAUUUCGAUGAACAAGCUGAUAGCAGAAAGCUUCAUAAUGAUGUGGCUGAGAUAGUACUGGGAAGUGGAGAAGAAACACACCAUGAGCAAUCGAACAUGAUGGAAGGAGAAACUUCUGAUAAAGGAAAACUUGAUGAAGAGUAUUUUAGUGAUAGUGAUUCAUCUUUAUCAGAGAAAGAAGAAAAUAUGCGGGAUAUCAGUGAAGAUGAAGCAAUGUUGAUUUCGGAACGGGUAGUUGAUCUUCAUGAAGAAUCAGGUGCGUCUUCCCAGCCUUCUUUUGAAGAAUUAGAGAUCAAUGGGGCUAGGGUGGUGGAGAAUGGUUACCACCAUGAUGAAGCUCGUGCUGAAGAAUCUUUCAUUACUGCGCAUCCCUCACUUGAUGAGUCAACAAUUCAUGCUCUUUGUGGUUUGGGAGAUGGCCACCACGAGGAACCUGUUUACGAUUCGAGUCCUCCCUCAGGCAGCAGAUUCCCAUCAUUUUCUUCUGUGUCGUCUGAUUACAGACCAGAUCUACCUGAAAAGAAUGGGGAAGAAGUAGAAGAAAAUGAAGAGAAAGAACAUGAAGUUUAUUCUAAAAGCAUAGGUCCUGAGGAAAUUCAUUCCACUUCUAAUGAGACUGAAACAAGGACAAAGGAAGUAGGUGAAACUAGCACGCAUGUAACAAGAGAGGCAAGCCUUGUCAUUGCAGAGGUUGGAAUUGAUGAUCAAAAUAACUCAAUUGUUUCAGGGUCUGAAUUUGAAGAUGCCUUACUUGGUCCGGCUUCUAUGCCUUUGGGUAAGAGUGAGAAUGCUGAUGACCAGGAGGAUGACCGUUUAUCUGUUUCUAGUUCAGAGGAACUGGAAGAACUGCAUGAAGCCGUGAGAGAGGUUGUAGAUACCAGAACGCUAGAUGUUAGUGCAUCUUUGGUGGGCUUGGUUUCUCAUACAGAAGAGGAAGUAGUAUCUACAGGGAUGGUUGAACAACAUCUCCCAAUUGAGCAUACAUAUUUACCUCUGGGAUCUGGUGAUACGAGGGAGCAUGUAACAACACUGGAAGAAUCACCUGAUGUGGUACGUGACAUAGCUGAAACUUCAGUAAACAGGUCAGUAGCUGAAGAGAUAAUGCACGAGGAAGAGGAAUCCCGGAAACAAAAAGAUGAAGCCAGUCCUCAAACAUUCAAUGCAGACAUCCCAAUAGAUAAUUAUGCCACUUUGUCUUCUGGAGCAGUUGAGUAUGUUGAGACGCAUUCUUUUAAUGAUGAAGAUGUUCCGCAGUUGGAACAAGAACCAGCUCACUCAUCAGUUCUUGAUGCGGAGGAAGAAAUUAACCCCGACCAAACAAUGGAUAUCGAAGUAGACUCUGUAAAUGCUGGUUCCCCAAAUGUGGGAUCUGAAGAAACAACUCCAUCUGAAUCAGAUAGAGAACUGACUUGGUCAGAUAAAUCUGUGGUAGAACAAUCAUCUCUUGAACCUGGUGAAGAUCAAGUACCAACUCGUGCAGGUCCUGUCAGUGUCGUCUUUUCCCGCAACAUCACUUUCCACGAGUAUCACGAUGCUCCUGAAGAUACAGCGGAGUUAUCUUGUUUGACAUCUGACACUUCCUCCUCUCCAGCAGAAUCUCCCGAGUACACGACACCUAUGGUUGGUGAAGGCUCAAGGGCGGAAUUCUUCCAAGAGGAUAUUUAUGAGGAGCUUGACGAUGUGGUGCAGCGAUUAGAUCAGCUUACAGACUUGCAUGCAAUAUCUGAAAGUCCUCCUGAAAUUAUCACUGACGAGGCAGACGAGAUAAAAGAGAUUGAUGAAGGAUUGUUGUCUGAACUUGACUCCAUUGGAGACUUCAGUGUUAAGGAAGUUGUGACAGACUCUGAACCUGGGCCAUCUUCGAUAGGACCUGACACUGCCGAUGAACUGACCGAAGCUCUGCCUGUUCUUGAAGCGAGAUCGGUUGAAGACAUAGAUUCUGCUUUCCAGCAAAUCCAUGAAGGAUCUGAGGUUGAGGAUGUUAUUCUUCCAACCACCGUUCAAGAUCAGUUGGGUCAAGAAAAUUACGGAAAUUCAACAGAUACUGGGUCAGAUUUAGCAGUUGUGGAAGCUACGUCGAAGGAAGAUCUAGAAAAUGCUAUUAAUCAGGCUGUUGUAGAGAGCAUGGACAAGCAACUAAAAUCACCACAAUCAGAUGGUAGGCCUGGAGAAAUCAAGUGUGUAGUUGGAUCCGAACCAUCAGAGUCUUCAGUUGAAGAAAGAUCUAUUGAUGAAACAAACGUUCCUCUAAACAACACACCCACGAAAGAAGAAGAAGAAGAGGAAAGUAAACCAAAAGAGAUAACAUCCGAUGUUUUACCUGUCGAAACUCGAUCACUGGAAGAAUUCCCCAAACCUUCUGAACCAAAAGAGGGGAUGUCAAUGGAAGUAAUCUCUGAAAGAGUGGUGAUUCCCACAGAAGCAGCUGGUCCUAGUAAUGUAACACUAAGUGAUAAAGUUGUGACCGAGGAAGCGAAAGCUGAGACCACCGCAAGCAACACUGAUGUGAAUGUCCAGAGCAUUACAUCGUCCCUGAGUUGGGCCCAGAAGGUCGUUGAAGUGAAUGCAUUGGCCAAGGCUUUGGCUGGCCCUUUUGUCUCCCAAUGCUGCGACUUGGCUUCAAGGAGGUCUUCCCCAAGAGUCACCAACGAGGGUGUUCAGAAGGCCGCUGCUGCUUUGAAGGGAUCUGACCAUCGCCAUGCAACUAAUGUUAGUGCUAGGCUAGAUGCUCAGCAGAAGAAUCUCAACCUCCAAUCCUGCCAACCACAACCAUCAGAUCCUUCCCACAAACUGGUCUCUGAGGAGGACAACGUUAAGGCCAUCAAGGAAGAGAUCAAGAAAGUUGUUGACCUCCAAGAGGAACUUGGUAUCGAUGUUCUUGUCCAUGGAGAGCCAGAGAGAAACAACAUGGUUGAGUACUUCGGGGAGCUGUUGUCUGGUUUCGCCUUCACUGCAAACGGAUGGGUCCAAUCUUAUGGAUCUCUUUGUGUGAAGCCACCAGUUAUCUACGGUGAUGUGAGCUGUCCCAAGGCAAUGACCGUCUUCUGGUCCGCAAUGGCUCAGAGCAUGACCUCUCGCCCAAUGAAGGGCACGACCAGAUCGCUUUGGCCAUCAAGGACGAAGUCGAGGAUCUUGAGAAAGGUGGAAUUGGUGUCAUUCAGAUUGAUUAGACUGCACUCAGACAAGGACUACCACUCAGGAAAUCCGAGCAUGCUUUCUACUUGGACUGGGCUGUUCACUCCUUCAGAAUCACCAACUGUGGAGUCCAAGACAGCACCCAGAUCUACACUCAGAUGUGCUACUAUGACAUCAUACACUCCAUCAUUGACAUGGAUGCUGAUGUCAUCACCAUUGAGAACUCCAGGUCUGAUGAGAAGCUUCUUUCCGUACGGUUCUGGAAUUGGUUCAGGAGUCUACGAUAUCCACUCUCCAAGAAUACCAUCUUCUGAGGAAAUCGCAGACAGGGUCAACAAGAUGCUUACUGUCCUAGAGCAGAACAUCCUUUAGGUUUAACCCUGACUGUGGUCUCAAGACCCGUAAGUACACCGGGGUCAAGCCUGCGGUCAAGAACAUGGUUAAUGCGGCUAAGCUCAUCUGCUCCCAGCUCGCCAGUGCCAAGUGAAGAAAAGCUUGAUUUUUUUCUUCUAAAAUUGUUGUGUUUUUAUUUGGUUUAAUAACUUUAUUAAAAAUAUUUUUAGUCC